UCGUAGUCAAUUCUCCGCUCAGCAUUCGAGCAACACGGACGUUUCGUGCAACAGAAGCAACAGAUUACCUGACUUUUCUCUGUUCAGUGUUUUGUGAAAACAGCAAGCUGUGUUAUUCAAAGAAAAUGUGUGAAAAGAGGACGAGAAAAAUUAAAAAAGGAUCACAAUUAGCCCGCGUUCGCGAGGCCAGACGCACGCAGCGGCUCAACUUUCUCGCUGCGAACACCGCAAGAAGUAACAACCCUAAUCCGAUACCAUGCCCCGCUAUGGAGGCACGAAAGACCGCACAAAACCGCGUUAUACUCGAACUAGCGUGGAAAACGGUCGCACUAAUGCACAAAAACAGACUGAUUCAACAAAAAAUCAUAGCUCUUCAGAAGGAAACGUCAGAAUACGUCGCCGCUAUGAUGAACAACCCUGAAAAUAGACGACGUUAUAUGGAACAGAUAUGCCUUAUAGAUGCUCAGCGUCAAAACAUCGAUGCUAUUCGGCCCAUAAAAAUAGAGCCAGAUGAGUAAAUGACAGCAGUGAAUGAAUGGAACCUAAAGAGUGAAUGAAGGGUGUAACCUGAUUGUGAUUGGCGAAUUAUAUUCGCGCUUUGAUCUUAUAUAACAUAUAUUUAUAAUAAUAAGACUAUUAGUGUUACUUGAAUCUAUCUCACUAGGGAUGAUCGAUAUUGUAAAACAAUCGAUUAUAAAAGCGCAAAAAACCCUUAUCCGAUGUAUUUCAUCAAUACUUGGUGCA
This is a messenger RNA of Papilio machaon (common yellow swallowtail), 744 nucleotides long. RefSeq lists its product as uncharacterized. Lineage: Eukaryota; Metazoa; Arthropoda; Insecta; Lepidoptera; Papilionidae. The transcript has 2 exons. Bases 126 to 518 code for a protein of 130 amino acids. The record is from RefSeq and is a predicted model, not a curated record.